Molecule: messenger RNA, 1513 nt
Organism: Atta colombica
Lineage: Eukaryota; Metazoa; Arthropoda; Insecta; Hymenoptera; Formicidae
Product: NECAP-like protein CG9132
Exons: 4
Biological process (GO): endocytosis
Cellular component (GO): clathrin vesicle coat; membrane
Source: RefSeq, a predicted model, not a curated record
UCAUAGCGGACAUUUGUCAGAAGAGUGCAAACGAACCUUCAAACAGUAGUCUUGUGAGGAGGACAUUCCCUGUGAUUGUUCUUGCGAUCGUCUCCUGUGAAAAUCGUCAUCGGCAAUGGAGACGUACGAGAGCGUCCUCCUGGUGAAAUCCGAGGUGUUUGUCUUCAAAAUUCCACCAAGGUCGACCAACAGGGGUUAUCGGGCAGCCGAUUGGAAUCUACAAGAGCCCUCCUGGACCGGACGUAUGCGAUUGGUGUCGCAAGGCGACAGCAUCACAAUAAAGCUGGAAGAUAAGAUCACGGGUGAACUGUUUGCUAAGUGUCCUAUUGAACAAUAUCCUGGGAUAGCAGUAGAACCAGUUACUGACUCAUCUAGAUACUUCGUUCUGAGGAUCCAAGAUGACAAUGGACGGUCAGCGUUUAUAGGUGUCGGCUUUUUAGACAGGUCUGAUAGUUUUGAUCUGAAUGUUGCUCUUCAGGAUCACUUUAAGUGGUUAAAAAAUCGAGAGCAGAUCGAGAAAGAGAAGGAAAAGCCAAAACAAGAAUUGGAUCUNNUCUUUUUAGAACUAGAUGUGAUAUGAUUCAAUAUGAAAAUUUUAAAAUAAUUUUUUUACAUAUUUGUCAUUUAGAAAAAAGAUGGCAGCGAAGUUGCUUCGAAAUCCAGACAACGUACCAAUCCAGCUGUAGGUUUACCGCCUCCUCCAGGUGGUGUCAAGAUUGCUCCACCACCGGCAAAGACUCCUACUUCCUCACCGGCGCACAAGCCAUUACAAAGUCAAAAUCAAGAUGUUACGAGUUCAGAAUGGGGCGAGUUUGCUAGUGCUUCUCAAUCAGCAUCAGCACCUGCACCUGCAUCCACAGUGGCAAAUGCCAGUUGGGUGCAAUUCUAACUUUUAAAAUACAUGUAUAUAAUAUUAUACAUAGAUAUUUUACUUUAGUAUAUACACAUAGUGAUUUUGAAAUGGAUGGUCAAGCUUUAGAAAUAUAUUCCACUCAUCUUUAGAAUUACUGAAAGUCAUCAAAUUUCACAGUAGUGACUAUCUUAAAUAGUCUUGAUGCUGAAUUAAAAUCGUUAAAAAUUUUUGAUAUUAAUGAAUGUUGAUAAAUAUUAUCUUAAUUUUUAAAUUCUUGAACUGAUAAUUUGAGACUGAUUAUUUAUUGGUAUACAGUGUUAAUAUAUAAUAUUAAACAACGUGCAUGUUUAUAUAAACUUGCAAAAAAGUAAGUUUUCUUGAAGAGUUCUAGGAGAACGUUUUCAGAUUGGUGUUAAUAUAAUCUUUUUUUUUUUCUCAAAAUGGAAUAUAAGUAUCUAAAAUUUAACCAUGCUAAAAUCAUUCUUAUAUAUUAAAGUAAAUAAAAUAAUUGAUUAUAUAUGUACACACAUAUGACAUGAUAGACGUAUUAAGCUAGAGAUUUUAAGAUGAUUAUUGAAAGGAUGUCUAUGAAUAAUGGAAAGAGAGUCUGUAUAUUUUCCAAUACUAUAUAGCGUGCAAUGAAAAUUAUAGCAACAUUCG